AUGCACGUCCACGGUGUCUCUCCAAUGGCGCUCCAAGCAUCGCUACCUUCCGCGUUCCUCGCGGCCCCGACCAUUGCUCACGCUUCUUGUCCGCGGCAGUUCAAAUUGCGUGCGAGCGCUGCGGCCGCGGCUAGCAGCGCCAGCGCCGGCGACGGGAAGGUGGUGACGAGGAAGGAGCCAACGACAGGCGCAUGGAAGAUCGAGUAUUCCAGCGAGAAGCCGGAGACGCCGCUGCUCGACACCAUCAACUACCCCGUCCACAUGAAAAACCUGUCCACCACGGACUUGGAGCAGUUGUCUGCGGAACUCCGGGCGGAGAUCGUGCACACGGUGUCCAAGACCGGCGGGCACCUGAGCGCCAGCCUCGGGGUGGUGGAGCUCUCGGUGGCGCUCCACCACGUGUUCGACACGCCGGAGGACAAGAUCAUCUGGGACGUCGGCCACCAGGCCUACCCGCACAAGAUCCUCACGGGCCGCCGGUCGCGGAUGCACACCAUGCGCAAGACCUCCGGCCUCGCCGGGUUCCCGAAGCGCGACGAAAGCGCGCACGACGCGUUCGGCGUCGGACACAGCUCCACGAGCAUCUCCGCGGCGCUCGGGAUGGCCGUCGCGCGUGACCUCCAGGGCAAGAAGAACCACGUCAUCUCCGUCAUCGGAGACGGCGCCAUGACUGCUGGACAGGCCUACGAGGCCAUGAACAACUCCGGCUUCCUCGACUCCAACAUGAUCGUCGUCCUCAACGAUAACAAGCAGGUCUCCCUCCCGACCGCCACCCUCGACGGCCCCUCCAAGCCGGUGGGCGCACUCAGCAAGGCGCUCACCAAGCUCCAGUCUAGCACCAAGUUCCGCCGGCUCCGGGAGGCCGCCAAGACCAUCACCAAGCAGAUCGGCGGCUCCACGCACGAGGUGGCUGCCAAGGUGGAUGAGUACGCACGUGGCAUGAUCAGCGCCUCGGGCUCAACGCUCUUCGAGGAGCUAGGGCUCUACUACAUCGGCCCCGUCGACGGUCAUAGCCUCGAGGACCUCGUCACCAUCUUCGAGAAGGUCAAGUCCAUGCCGGCGCCUGGGCCCGUGCUCAUCCACAUCGUGACGGAGAAAGGGAAGGGGUACCCACCAGCGGAGGCCGCCGCGGACAAGAUGCAUGGCGUGGUCAAGUUUGACCCGACGACGGGGAAGCAAUUCAAGACCAAGAGCCCGACCCUGUCAUACACGCAGUACUUUGCUGAGUCGCUGAUCCGGGAAGCGGAGGGGGACGACAAGGUGGUGGCGAUCCACGCGGCCAUGGGCGGUGGCACGGGGCUUAAUUACUUCCAGAAGCGGUUCCCGGAGCGGUGCUUCGACGUGGGCAUCGCGGAGCAGCACGCCGUGACUUUCGCUGCAGGGCUCGCCGCUGAGGGCAUGAAACCGUUCUGCGCCAUCUACUCGUCAUUCCUGCAGCGCGGGUACGACCAGGUGGUGCACGACGUGGACCUGCAGCGGCUGCCGGUGCGCUUCGCCAUGGACAGGGCGGGACUCGUCGGUGCAGACGGCCCUACACACUGCGGCGCGUUCGACGUGACAUACAUGGCCUGCCUGCCCAAUAUGGUGGUCAUGGCGCCUGCCGACGAGGCGGAGCUCAUGCACAUGGUUGCCACAGCCAACGCCAUCGACGACCGCCCAAGCUGUUUCCGCUUCCCCCGAGGUAACGGCAUUGGCGCCGUGCUUCCUCUCAACAACAGAGGCACCCCCAUUCAGGUAGGCAAGGGGAGGGUACUCGUCAGCGGCAACAGGGUAGCCCUGCUAGGAUAUGGCACCAUGGUGCAGGCCUGCAUGAAGGCGGCGGAGGCACUGAAGGAGCACGACUUGUUCAUCACCGUCGUUGACGCCCGGUUCUGCAAGCCGCUGGACACGGAGCUCAUCCGUGAGCUCGCGGCCGAGCACGAGAUCCUCAUCACCGCCGAGGAGGGCUCCAUCGGAGGCUUCGGCUCCCACGUGGCGCACUACCUCAGCCUCAACGGCCUCCUCGACGGCCCCCUCAAGCUGAGAUCGAUGUUCCUGCCAGACCGGUACAUUGACCACGGCGCCGCGGAGGACCAGAUGGAAGCAGCUGGGCUGACGCCGAGGCACAUCGCCGCCACGGUGCUGUCCUUGGUGGGUCGGCCACUAGAGGCGCUACACCUCAAGUGA
Molecule: messenger RNA, 2166 nt
Organism: Triticum turgidum subsp. durum (durum wheat)
Lineage: Eukaryota; Viridiplantae; Streptophyta; Magnoliopsida; Poales; Poaceae
Source: the annotation of a GenBank genome assembly